Messenger RNA from Scleropages formosus (Asian bonytongue), 1001 nucleotides. RefSeq names its product claudin-14-like. Gene Ontology annotation, cellular component: membrane; bicellular tight junction. NCBI's taxonomy places the organism in Eukaryota, Metazoa, Chordata, Actinopteri, Osteoglossiformes, Osteoglossidae. Bases 149 to 865 code for a protein of 238 amino acids. The record is from RefSeq and is a predicted model, not a curated record. The transcript has a single exon. Gene Ontology annotation, molecular function: structural molecule activity.
ACUCAAAAUCCAGCUGCUGGCUUAUUGUACUAUAUUAAGCCAUUAUUUAUCUGAUAUCUUUGUUCAGUGUUUGCCAACAGCUGCAUUUCUACUUAAGCAACAGCCAUAGCUGACAAUAGUUUAAGGCGUUAUUAAAGUAAGUGUCAAAAUGGCUAGCAUGAUAGUACAGCUCCUAGGGUUUUUCCUUGGCCUCUUGGGUUUUUUGGGGACCGCUGUUGCCACAAUCAUGCCCCAGUGGCGUCGCACGGGCUACAUGGGCUCCAACAUCAUCACUUCCAUGGCCUACAUGAAGGGGCUAUGGAUGGAAUGCGUGUGGAACAGUGCAGGUAUCUACCAAUGUGAGAUCCACCGCUCUACGCUGGCGCUCCCCCAAGACAUGCAGGCGGCGCGGGCGCUCAUGACGCUGUCCUGCAUCAGCUCCAUCCUUGCCACCGCCCUCUCGUCUUUGGGCAUGGAGUGCACCCGCUGUAUCCACCGCUCCCCGGCCAAGUGCGCCCUGGCUGUCACAGGCGGGGGCUGCUUCCUCACGGCAGGCCUUCUCUGUCUGACCGCCGUCUCCUGGACCUCCAGUGAGGUCAUCCGCAACUUCUCGAACCCAGUGAUGCCCGAUGGCAUGAAGUACGAGAUCGGGCAAGCCGUAUACAUCGGCUUCAUCUCCUCAGCCUUCAGCAUCACCGGCGGAGUGGUUCUUUGCCUGGCUUGUGGUCAAGCUGAAAAACGAUUCCCAUACCUCACAGAGUCAAUUGAUGCCUUUCAGCCCCCCGCACCCGAGUACCAGCCACCCGCUGUUGUGUGCAAGGACAACCACACCCCUUCACGCUGCUCAGCCUCUAGCAGCGGUUACAGACUCAGUGACUAUGUGUGAACAGACCUGGCUGGAUGUUAUUACACGCAUAUAGGGACCUCUAAUGGAAGUCAUUUUACAGUAUUGACCCUGCACUUGUGGUUCCUCUACAUGGAACCUCCUCUGUUCUACUAAUGCUCUCUUGAAACAGUUUUUU